Molecule: messenger RNA, 225 nt
Organism: Botrytis deweyae
Lineage: Eukaryota; Fungi; Ascomycota; Leotiomycetes; Helotiales; Sclerotiniaceae
Exons: 1
Coding region: 1-225 (74 amino acids)
Source: RefSeq, a predicted model, not a curated record
AUGGCGGCUACCAAACUAGUUUUCAAGGAGAGGCCCAGAAGGAAGUGCUUUGGAACGUCAAUCGAAGCAACUAUUGUUCUUAAUGGGAAGAAUCUGGAAGCAUCAUUACUGAUCAUAAAUUAUAGGACUUGUGGAUCAGGGCUAGAGUUAAACAGCAGCGGAAGAGUCUCUCCAUAUCUAUUGGAUUGGUUCGGAGUAGCUGGUAACUGGAAUAGUAAAGUGUGA